Molecule: messenger RNA, 513 nt
Organism: Leptosia nina
Lineage: Eukaryota; Metazoa; Arthropoda; Insecta; Lepidoptera; Pieridae
Source: the annotation of a GenBank genome assembly
AUGGCCACAGAGACACAGCAAGAAGAUUUGAUAGAAAACGCAAGAGACCAGAUCGCCGAUUCCAUUUUGUACAUAACUAAGGUUUUGGAGAGCUUUAACGAUCGAUAUUUUGGGAGAAGUGAUUUGGGAAAAUAUGUCGAGUACGAAAGAAUUAAGCCGCAACUGAGCAAUUCUAACGGACGAGAAGAAUAUCGCGGCCUGAAAAAGCUGGCGAUGGGUUUGAUUCCGCUGAUAUUUCAUUUGGGUGCUGCUUCUACUUGGAUGGUGUUGACAACGAUACUGGCAGCGAAAUCCGUUUUACUUGGAAUUAUUUUGUUGGUGUUUAAAAUAGCUGUCAGUUCGGCUAAGGUUGGAUCAUUCUUCACGCAUCUCAAAGGAAGUCAUCAUCACGAGUGGGCAUGGUCACCGCCGCAUGAACACCACGCACCGGUAUACGAAAUUAGUCCAGCUUGGAGUCCCUCGUAUAAGGCACCAAUUGAACAUUUUGACCACAAGCAUGCGAUAGAGAAAUGA